AUGGUCCUGAAUCUGAACGCAAGAUCAAAUCCGGAGAGGCGACCGAGGGCAGCGUCGUAUCCGCAAUAUUUGUGCAUCUCCACGACGAGGGCCAGAAGGUGCAUCCUCGGCUUUCUCGAGGCCGAGACGCCGAUAAUCGCUGGCGAUGCGACUGCGAAACCAUUCGUCGCGCAUCACAACGUCCCCGGCCUCAAUUUAGACCUCCGCAUCGCUCCUGAGCUCCACCCAAAGCAGCUCGUUUUCGGCAGUCUGGGCCGGGCACACGAGAUCGGACGCGUGUUCCGCAACAACGAGGGCAUCGACCUGGCGCACAACCCCGAGUUCUCGGUCUUCGAAUUCUGUAUGACGCAUGCGGACAUGUACGACACCAUAGACAUCGCUGAGUGCCUGAUCGAGGGUAUUGUGAAGUACUUCACCGUCAGAAAGCCGACGCUGGGGUCAGCGAGAACGUCUAUGAGCUGGGCUCAAAGCGGCCAUGGGCGCGAUACGACAUGA
Messenger RNA from Phanerochaete carnosa HHB-10118-sp, 495 nucleotides. RefSeq lists its product as uncharacterized. The record is from RefSeq and is a predicted model, not a curated record. The coding region runs from base 1 to 495 and encodes 164 amino acids. Gene Ontology annotation, cellular component: cytosol; cytoplasm. The transcript has a single exon. Gene Ontology annotation, molecular function: ATP binding; tRNA binding; lysine-tRNA ligase activity. NCBI's taxonomy places the organism in Eukaryota, Fungi, Basidiomycota, Agaricomycetes, Polyporales, Phanerochaetaceae. Gene Ontology annotation, biological process: lysyl-tRNA aminoacylation.